GACCGCCACUUCCGCUUCCUGCGCUCAGCGCACCCGGGAGGUGCCGCGUCCUGGCGGGCCGGGAUUGGCCGCAACGGGCCCCCGCACGCCGCCGAGGGCGGGGGGCCACGGCGACUCUCCAGCUGGGGCUGGUGCCGAAGGCUUCCUGGAGGCAGCAGCAGCCUUGACAGGCACCGUGCUUGGGUCCAAGCCCGGCGAGGCCACGGGGAGUUGGAGAAGGACCACGUGGAGGUGGGCUCUCAGUGCGGUGCAGAGGGCGCCGGGCAGCACAAGUCCUCCGUGCCUGGCGGGGCCCCCUCGGAACCCCCAUCUCCCCCGCCCCCCGGGCUCGAGCCCCCCACAAACUGCUGCAUGAGUGGCUGCCCCAAUUGCGUGUGGGUGGAGUACGCGGAGGCGCUGCUGCAGCGCCACCAGGACGGCGGGGCUCGGGCCCUGGCCGCCCUGGAAGAGCACGUGGCAGACGAGAACCUCAAGGCCUUCCUCAGGAUGGAGAUCCGGCUCCGAGCGAGGUGUGGACGCUGAGCCCGCUUGCCUAGCACCCGCAUCCAGACGGGCCCCAGCCCGGCAGCUCCUUCCUCUCCGGGAAGCAACACUGAGCUUUAUUCGUGGCCCUCCAGGAGGCGGGUGUCAGACAGGAGUAGGGAGGAUGACUUACUGACUUCACCUGAGAAUAAAUACGUUCUGUGUGGCGCUGAGCCAG
Messenger RNA from Hyaena hyaena (striped hyena), 700 nucleotides. RefSeq names its product oxidoreductase like domain containing 1 (gene OXLD1). NCBI's taxonomy places the organism in Eukaryota, Metazoa, Chordata, Mammalia, Carnivora, Hyaenidae. Gene Ontology annotation, cellular component: mitochondrion. The annotation marks the transcript as partial. The record is from RefSeq and is a predicted model, not a curated record. The transcript is spliced from 2 exons.